Pieris napi is the source of this 2551-nucleotide messenger RNA. RefSeq names its product protein CREBRF homolog (gene REPTOR). The transcript is spliced from 6 exons. Gene Ontology annotation, cellular component: nucleus. The record is from RefSeq and is a predicted model, not a curated record. The coding region runs from base 565 to 2139 and encodes 524 amino acids. Lineage: Eukaryota; Metazoa; Arthropoda; Insecta; Lepidoptera; Pieridae. Gene Ontology annotation, molecular function: DNA-binding transcription factor activity, RNA polymerase II-specific; RNA polymerase II transcription regulatory region sequence-specific DNA binding. Gene Ontology annotation, biological process: response to unfolded protein; regulation of transcription by RNA polymerase II.
AGAUUGGCAAAUCCUUUAUCUCUUUUUAUCAUAUUUGAUUUUGUAUAUCCAUCGCUUUCUAAUGACCUUUGAAAGCUGAAUAACAUAAAAUCUUUGUUUACUUCUCGACUGGUCUAAUCUCGUGGAAGUGUUUUUGUUAUUGUGUCUCAAAUUUUAUCAGAAAGAGUGUUAAAUGGUGAUGCAUAGAUUGGGUUGGCAAUACAGUUUUGUAUUUUGACUUUAACUGAUUUUCAAUGAUUCUAAUAUAUUAUAUGUCCCUAUUCUAGUGCUCUGAAUAGUUCAUAUAAUAUCGAAAGUCAUCGUGAAUAAUAAUUAUCAAGUGGAUUUGAAUUCUGUGGUGUGUUUUCCAUUAUGUAAUUGGAAGAUGAAAUUGACCUAGUUAAUUAAUUUCAUAACAAUGUGCAAUAGUGGUGGUGUGUAGUAUUACUUAUACACAAACAAAAUAAUAAACAUUGUAAGCGACACGUGGGCCUCAGUGAAUUAAAAUCGAUAAAGACGUAAGCGCGCGCCUGUGUACUAACGAGGCGAUUCUACGUCCAAGGUCAAUCUAUAUAAACACGUGCAAUGUCGGAUUCUAUUUACAAUCAUGACUUUCUUUUAGAUUCAAAUUUUGAGAUAAAACAGGAGUCGCCCUUCGAGCUGGGUACGAUGUCUGCUUCCGUGCCCAUUCCAAAUAGACGUUCAGAUUUUGGGGACUUGAAUUCAGAAUUUGAUCUUUGUUUACAAGAUACUCAAGGGGGUUCAUUUCAAAGUGUGCCCUCAUUGCAGUUCAACAAGUUUGCAUUUGAUGAUAAUAACACUAAACUUGAACCAUAUAAGAUGGAGGAUGAUGAUAUUUUCCAAGUAGACAAAGCAGAUUUAAUAUCUGGGCCAACACUAGCAGAGUUAAAUGCAAAUCCUGACACAUCCCUUGAUGAUUUGGACUUUGCAGAUUUGCUAAUGCCUGAAGAAUACUGUAUACAAAUAGGCGGUGCAAUGAGUGGUUCUAGAAAUGCAUUAAACUCAUUGCAGUCAGCUCCAAUGACCUCUGAAAGUCCAUGUAGUCCAUACAGUCGGGCUCAGCUGGCAUUUUCUCCAUCAAGUCAGCACAGUUCUGCUUCAUCGAGUUUUGCACAGCCAAUGAAUCAGUUGCCAGAACUGCUGCUGCGUAUGGAUGGUUACAGUGGAGAAAUUUCCUUGGGACAGUCAGUUCCAGCAUCUUCAGUAUUGCCACCUUUCCCUACCAGUGUAAAAACACAACAGUCAACACUCUCUUCAUCAGCACCAACACAUUUAACUAUGGAACAGAUAUGGCAGCGUCGUGAACCACGCAAGCAUCUAUUAUCGACCAGUUCUGUGGCUGAGGCUGGUUCUAUGUCUUCUUUAUCUGGUGGUAUCCUGAGUCCUGGGGCUGGAGAGUUCUCACAAGACGAAGAUGAUAGAGAUGAAUCCGAUGAAGAUAGUGACAGAUAUGAGGAUCUAUCUUCCGAUGAAUCGAAUGACGAGAGUACAGAAAAGAGAGAGGCUCGUCAGGCAGCUAAAAAGGAAAGGUACUUCUGGCAGUACAACGUCCAAGCGAAAGGCCCGAAGGGACAGAGACUGGUGCUGAAGAAGAAGUCAGAAGACCCACACGUAUUGAACUUGGUCACCGAUCCAGUUUUCAGCCCCAACUGUAACGUCAAAGGAAUUAAACACAGUGGUAAAGCAAGAAAAGGGGACGGGAACGACCUUACACCGAAUCCAAGGAAACUACAUCUCAUUGGUUUAGAAUUGGACAACUUAGGCAAAGUAAUUAACGACAUGAUACCGGUCAGCGAGUUGCCGUUCAAUGUCCGGCCAAAAACCAGAAAGGAGAAAAAUAAAUUGGCCUCACGCGCUUGUCGGCUUAAGAAGAAGGCGCAACACGAAGCCAAUAAACUGAAAUUGUAUGGAUUGCAACAGGAGCAUAAACGUUUAAUAAAUGGUAUUCACCAAAUGAAACAAGUGAUUGGGAACCGAGUGACGAACCCUGAGAGUAAUGUUGAAUGGAGCUCGCACCUUAAUAAUAUUGUCACCAAAGCCACUGAGGUGAAAAUAGCUGGCAAAACGUCGGAAUUCGUGAACGAAAUCCUCGAUAAAGUGCGAGCGGGACAGAACAAUGGCGGCCUUUACGAUAUUUAAGGCGCCUCACACACUAACGUAAGGCUGUUUAUGUACCUCCAAAGUUAUCUCUAAAACCUUGUCCAAGACAUUUUGUAUUAGUCAUUAGUUUCGAACGGCAACUAGCGAUUUAGGAAGGGUCUAUUGUAAUAACAUUCAACUUUUUAUAACAUUUAAGCAGACCGAUCGUAACAUAACCUAUCGAAAAUUUCAAUAAACUCUUUAAAAAAUGGUCUAAUAUUUAGAUUUUUUUUUCAAUAAAAUCACAGAUAACUUCGGUAUACUACAUUUUUAAAUUGAGUUAUUACAAUCGAACCAAUUUUGCCAUAAUCUAGGUAUUGAUAUAGAUAUAAGCGUAUUGUUAAACCAAAUAGUGGUUAAAAUUAGUUAUGUUUAAUACAUUUUAUUGCAUAGUUUAUUUUACUCAUAAAAA